Molecule: messenger RNA, 423 nt
Organism: Purpureocillium takamizusanense
Lineage: Eukaryota; Fungi; Ascomycota; Sordariomycetes; Hypocreales; Ophiocordycipitaceae
Exons: 1
Coding region: 1-423 (140 amino acids)
Source: RefSeq, a predicted model, not a curated record
AUGCAGCUGAGCGAAGCCGAGCACGUGUCACAGUUCCUCAGCGUCAUGUUCUGCGAGGACCUCGCGCACAGGGUGCUGGACGUGGAACAACGAGGAGAAGAAGUGACGCAAUCCGUGAAAUGGGUAGGGGACAGUGCCCUCGUCUUCUGGCCGGUCCUGGCCAUCGACGAGCACGGCUGGAAGCGGAGCGAGCUGCCCCUCAAGCUGAGGAUAAUCCGCAACGAGACGGGCAUCAAGAGGGUGUACUUUGCGGAGAUGCCCGGCACCGACAUCGUCUUCUUCGGCCUGGGCUACGCCGAUGCCGCCAAGGCGGGGGAGCUGAUUAGAUGUCUGAUCCAUUUCAAUAUCUGCGCGACGUUUCGGCCCCUGACGAGGGAGAAUUCUCGGAAUCUUGACAGGCAUAGAAGUGCGCCGGAAGCGUGA